Exophiala dermatitidis NIH/UT8656 is the source of this 783-nucleotide messenger RNA. RefSeq lists its product as uncharacterized. The coding region runs from base 1 to 783 and encodes 260 amino acids. The transcript has a single exon. Lineage: Eukaryota; Fungi; Ascomycota; Eurotiomycetes; Chaetothyriales; Herpotrichiellaceae. The record is from RefSeq and is a predicted model, not a curated record. Gene Ontology annotation, cellular component: intracellular anatomical structure.
AUGACCAAAGAACACCAACCCCAAGAAUCACCUUCAGCACCACAAUCCUCAACCUCAUUCACCAUUCUCCCAGACACCAUUUCCAAUUACGCCCGGCACCUCCUCUCUCACCCACCCUCCACCGACACCAAAGAAAUCGAAACAACAAUCUCCCGACUCAACUUAUCCCAACACAUCGAAGGCGGCUACUUCGUCGAAACAGACCGAGACAAGCUCUUAGUUCCAAAUCCAUUCCAACAUCUACCAGCCCUAUCCAACCCAACCGCCACCGACGACUCACCAACGCGACACGCCAGCACCACGAUUUUCUACCUAUUGACGCCACGCAGCCCCGUGGGCCAUUUCCACCGUAACCGCGGACGGACCGUACACACUCUCCAUCGGGGUCGAGGGGUGUAUGUCCUGCUUGACACUAACCGUCGUGACAGCGUGACGGGUAAAGUUCCGAUCGAGACGUUUGUGGUAGGCCACGAUUUGGAGAAAGGGGAAAAGUUGCAGUGGAUUGUGGAGGGGGGUGUGUUUAAGGCGAGUUUUUUGAUUCCCGACCAGAACAGUCCGGCUGCUGGGGGUACCGAGGGUGCUGGUACUACUGCCGGUGACGAAGAAAAGAAUGAAGCUGAAGCUGAAUCUUCGGCCGGGGGAUUACUGAUUACCGAAACGGUCGUGCCCGGAUUCGAAUAUGCGGACCAUGAUUUCUUGACUUUUGACACAAUGCAAGAGCUGUUGGUGCCGGAACAAAUUGAGGAGUUGAAGUGGUUGCUGGCGAGACGGGAGAAGAGAUAA